This is a messenger RNA of Chinchilla lanigera (long-tailed chinchilla), 1656 nucleotides long. RefSeq names its product transmembrane protease serine 9-like. Lineage: Eukaryota; Metazoa; Chordata; Mammalia; Rodentia; Chinchillidae. Gene Ontology annotation, biological process: amelogenesis; extracellular matrix disassembly; proteolysis. The transcript is spliced from 8 exons. Gene Ontology annotation, molecular function: serine-type endopeptidase activity. The record is from RefSeq and is a predicted model, not a curated record. Bases 1 to 1656 code for a protein of 551 amino acids.
AUGACCCCUACCAAUUCCGUUACUGGAUCCCGUCCACCCACCCACUGGAUCCCCUGUGCGCUCCUCCUGCCCGCAGAAGCUGAAAUUCCUCCUAAAGAAACCGGCACUCUCUUCCCAGAUGGGCUGCCCCUGGUCAGCAAACGCAUCUCUGGUGGCUUACCUUGCAUUCCACACUCCCAGCCCUGGAUAGCCGCACUGUUUUACAAUGACUAUACAUACUGCUCUGGAGUUCUGGUGCACCUGCACUGGGUGUUGUCAGCUUCACACUGCUGGAAACCAUCCUACACCAUAGGGCUGGGUCUGCACACACUUUUUGAAUGGGAUGAACCAGGCAGCCAGAUGGUUGAGGCCAGUGUCUCCGUGCAGCACCCAGACUACGUCACAGCUUGGAAAGGCUGUGACCUCAUGCUCAUCAAGUUGAACAGACCGGUUGUGGAAUCAGACACCAUCCGGAUCAUCCCCGUCACAUCCCAAUGUCCGACACCUGGAACCAGGUGCUGCAUCUCUGGCUGGGGUCGACAAUUGGAUGGUGUGUACCCUGAGAGUCUGCAGUGUGCAGUUAUUCCAGUGCUAUCAGAGCAGUACUGCAGAGCACUGUAUGACAAAUACUACCACUGGAGUAUGUUCUGCGCUGGUGCUCAGGGCUAUAAGGACACUUGUCCGGUCUAUGCCCCUGGGGUGGUGGAGCACAGCAUGAAGCCUCAGGCUCAGAGGAAGGGUCUGACCUUGGAACUGCCCUGCUUGAGCCCCAGAGGUGGAGCCCAGACCUUGUCCCUGCUUGUCCCUCCUGAUAUAACUUGUGCUUUCGUAACCCUGAUCCUCCCAUCCCCUGCCGGAUCCAUUACCGGAUCCCACCAGACCCCACCCACCCACUGGGUCCGCUGUGUGCUCAUCCUGCCCGCAGAAGCUGAGAUUCCUCACAACGUAAACACCAGUCACUUCCAAGAUGAGCUGCACCUGGUCAGCAAACGCAUCUCUGGUGGCUCUGAUUGCAUUCCACACUCUCAGCCCUGGCAGGUGGCCCUGUUCUACAAUGGCUCUUUGCAAUGCUCUGGAGUCCUGGUGCAUCGAAAGUGGGUGCUGUCAGCUGCACACUGCUGGAGGAGCUCCUACACCAUUGGGCUGGGCCUGCACAGAGUUGACGAUUGGAAUGAAACAGGCAGCCAGAUGAUUGAGGCCAAUUUCUCCGUGCAGCAUCCAAAAUACGUCGCACCUUCAAAAGACAAUGAUGUCAUGCUCAUCAAGUUGAGCAAACCAGUUGAGCAAUCAGACACCAUUCGGACCAUCCGAAUUGCCACCAAAUGUCCAGAAACUGGAGCCAUGUGCUCGGUUUCUGGCUGGGGGCGGACAUUGAGAGGCCAUUUUUCUGACACUCUGCAGUGUGCGCUUAUUCCUGUGGUAUCAGAGCAGUCCUGCAGAGCAGCAUAUGAGGAGUUCUAUCAUGAGAGUAUGUUCUGUGCUGGUGGUAAGGGCCACAAGGACUCUUGUCCGGGAGACUCUGGUGGCCCCCUGGUCUGCUGUGGGGUCCUGAUGGGUCUUGUGUCUUGGGGACACCGUCCCUGUGCUCAACGUGGAGUUCCAGGCGUCUACACCAAGCUCUGUCAUGUCUAUGCCUGUGCUACCUUCAUCUUCCUCAACCACUGUGACUGCCUGUGA